Molecule: messenger RNA, 1169 nt
Organism: Nicotiana tabacum (common tobacco)
Lineage: Eukaryota; Viridiplantae; Streptophyta; Magnoliopsida; Solanales; Solanaceae
Product: THO complex subunit 7A
Biological process (GO): mRNA export from nucleus; mRNA processing
Cellular component (GO): THO complex part of transcription export complex
Source: RefSeq, a predicted model, not a curated record
CAAUUUCAAAAGAAAAAAGAAGCCAAAACCCUGAGAUCUCGCCCUUAAUCGUCAGACUAGCGAGAAGCAAGAACAUAGGUUUUUCCCAGUGAAAAACACGAGGGUUUUGCCCGCAAAGAUUUUCUGUCUCUCACACAUUUAAGAUAGGAAAACUAAAUGUUGGCCAGAGGCAGAAAAGUUGCUGGGAAGGGGGAGACAGUGGCUGCACAUUAUGCUUUUGGCCCACUUGAAGAUGAUUUUAUUAUUAAGCAUAGACUUCUUACUCGCACAACAACCACUAGAGGUGAACCGCCGCUGAAGAAACUUCAGAAAAAGUUUACUGCUUUUGCUUCGGAGGUAGAGAAGGAAGCUGAUAACUAUGGCGAUUGUGAAAAACUUGCCAAAGCUUUUUUGCAAGAGCUAAAUACAUUUGAGAUCCCGCUCCUAAAGAGCAAAGCAGUCAUAGAUGCAAACCUUAGGGAGAAGGAGAAUUUCAAUGGCCUGAAAGAUGAGAUAAAUGGACAAAUAUUACAAGCUCAGGCCGAUAUAGAAGAUCUCAAGAGGCAACUUGAAGAAAGCAAGAUAGAGAGGCAGCAUAAAGAAGAAUGCGAGGCCAUCAGGAAGUUGGUCGCGAUGCAGCCUCCAAGAUCUGAAACUCAGAAGGAUAUUACAGAUCUUGAGAAAGAGAUAGCCAUGUUGGAGGCAGAGAAUACUGCUAGUUCAAGAAUGUUGGAGCUUCGUAAAAAGCAAUUUGCGCUUCUAUUACACGUGGUUGAUGAGUUGCAGAACACGAUAGAGGAAGAACAGAGGAGUUUGGUUGAAGAGAUGAGGAAUGCAGUUGAUGAUCAUAAUAAGAGUGGGCUGGAGGAUGCUACUGGGGGUCCUGGAGCAAUGGCUGUGGAUUAGUGCAUGAAUUGCACCUAGACCCCUUGGCAUACUAAGGACAAGACUUUGCCAGAUGACAAAUAGCUCCUACCAAUGGCUGUAUUUGAGUAUUAAGCAUUCUUUUUUCUUGGAAAAGAAUUUCCAAACUCCUAGCCUUUUUCAAGGGAUGUUGUAAAUUUAUGUCAACUUUGUAUCAGAUGCCAAAUUUAGAGGUGUAAGUUCAAGGACCUGGCCAUUUGGACCUCUAAUGUGCCUGAGAAUCAGCCUUUACUAAUUUUGAUUUUUCUUUCAGAAUUAUGAUAUCA